AUGGCCUCCUCGGUUGCCCAGAAACGCCUCUUUCACGAAUACAAGAACCUGUCUACCAACCCCCCGGAGGGUAUUACCGCUGGCCCGGUGUCGGAGGAUGACAUGUUCUACUGGGAAGCCCUGAUUCAAGGCCCCGAGGGGACUCCUUUUGAAGGGGGUGUUUUUGCAGCAGAGCUGAAGUUCCCCAAAGACUAUCCUCUCAGUCCGCCGACAAUGAAAUUCGUGGGCGGUGGGGUGUGGCACCCAAACGUAUAUCCAAAUGGUACGGUUUGUAUUUCGAUUCUGCAUCCGCCCGGUGAUGACCCCAACCACUACGAGCAUGCUUCGGAGCGCUGGUCGCCAAUUCAGAGCGUGGAGAAGAUCCUCAUUUCGGUCAUGAGUAUGCUUGCUGAACCAAACGACGAAAGCCCCGCCAACGUUGAGGCAGCGAAGAUGUGGCGUGAGCGACGAGCAGAGUAUGAGCAGAAGGUCCGGGAUGAGGUGCGCAAGGGACUGGGGUUGUGA
Molecule: messenger RNA, 504 nt
Organism: Penicillium macrosclerotiorum
Lineage: Eukaryota; Fungi; Ascomycota; Eurotiomycetes; Eurotiales; Aspergillaceae
Product: E2 ubiquitin-conjugating protein UBC7
Exons: 2
Coding region: 1-504 (167 amino acids)
Cellular component (GO): cytosol; endoplasmic reticulum
Source: RefSeq, a predicted model, not a curated record